AUGGCUGUGCCCGAGCCGCUUGGCACACUCUUUGAACUCCCCGUGGAAGCCUUUGGCCAGGCCGACGGCGAUGCCAGCGAGCUGACGGCGGCAGCGCUGCAGGGCCUCGACCUGGAGGCCAGCGGAAGCGGCACCGCAGAGCCGCCCGCCGACCCAGCCGCCGCGGCAGCAGACGCCGGCACCGGCAGCAGGCCUGGCGGCCCCACCUGCAUAGCCUGCGGCAUCGGCGUGGCCGGCGCCCCCGGCUUUGCGUCUACCGAGGAGCAGCGCCGCCACUUCUCCCUGGACUGGCACCGGUAUAACGCCAAGCGGCGGGCGGCGGGCCGGGAGCGGGUGGGUGAGGCGGAGUUUGCGGCGCUGGUAGAGGAUGAGCGGCAGGAGGUGGGCAGCAUCUCGGGCAGCGAGUCGGAGCAGAGCGAGGCGGAGGAGGACGAGGAGGCGGCGGCGGCGGCGGCGGCGACGCCCGCGGAAGCCGGGCCCCAGUUUGCCUUUGCAGGGGCAGAUGGCAAGCGGUACGCCUGCUGGCGCCCGCUGGUGGCUCCCGACAGGGACCGAGCCGUCGCCGGCGCGCAGCCCUCGGCCGACCAGUGCCUGGCGGCGCUGCGCGGCCUGCGCCAGCACGGCGGCCGCUGGGCGGUGGUCAUGCUGCGGGGCGGCCACUUUGCGGCGGCGGUGUUUGGCCUGGACCCCGCCCGCGUGGGCAACCCGCGGCAGGCCGACAAGUUUGAGACGCUGGCGCACAAGAGCGCGCACCGCUACGUGGUCAGGGCCGGCCAGGGCGGCAGGCAGUCGGCCAAGGAUGCGGGCGGCAAGUACGCCAAGUCAGCAGGCUCGCGCCUGCGCCGCUACAACGAGGCCGCGCUGCAGAGGGAUGUGGCGGAGGCGCUGGGCGGGUGGCGGGAGCUGCUGGCGGGGUGCGGCCUCAUCUUUGUGCACGCCCCUUCCUCCAACUGGCAGCAGCUGUUUGGCGGCGAGCAGCCGCUGCUGGACAAGGGCGACGCCCGCGUCAGGAGAGUGCCCUUCACGACGCGGCGGCCGACAUUCAGCGAAACGAAGCGGGUGGCUCGCAUCCUGGUGACGCUGUACCAGCUGCCAGAGGCGGCAGCCGAGGAGGAGCGGCAGCGGCAGCGGCAGGAAGCGGUAGCGGCGGACGCAGCGGCGCGGCAGCGGCAGGCGCAGCAGGCGCAGCAGGCGGCCGCGGAGCAGGGCGCGGCGGCGGCGACGGCGGCAGAGGCAGAGGCGGCAGCGGAGGAGGAGGCGAGGAGGAGGAAGGCGGAGAAGCGAGCGCGGCAGAAGGCAAAGCAGAGGGAGGCGCGGCAGGCGGAGGCGGCGGUCAGCAAGGCGGCGGCGGAGGAGGCGGCGCGGCAGGCGGCUGACGACGAGAUUGGCAGGGCGGCCGCGGCGGUGGCUGCCCAGAGCGGCAAGCUGACGGCCAAGCCCGCGCCCGUCGGCGGCGGCGCCGGCCCCGGCAAGGCAAGUGGCGGCGCGGCGGCCGCCCCGCCCCGCCUGUCCGCCAAGCCGCGGGCGCACGAGGGCGCCGACGUGCGCCGCGCGCGCAUGGCGGCGGCCGCCGAGGCGAGGAUGAAGGCGCUGCAGGAGGCGGCCAGGCAGCAGCAGCUGCACUGA
Molecule: messenger RNA, 1626 nt
Organism: Chlorella variabilis
Lineage: Eukaryota; Viridiplantae; Chlorophyta; Trebouxiophyceae; Chlorellales; Chlorellaceae
Exons: 5
Coding region: 1-1626 (541 amino acids)
Source: RefSeq, a predicted model, not a curated record